AGAUCACCGGCUAUCUUACGAAAUAUGUGAAAUAACAAUUGCAAAGCAAACAGCGACGGACGAUAGAGCUAGCAAAAUAACAGUUUCAAUAAACGUUACUCUUCGCCACGCGUGUGGAUGCCACAAAUGUGGCGCAACGCUACACCACUUCCACCACUGUAUACCGCAGAUACAGCAACAUAGUCGCGCAUAAACAACUCAGACCCCACUUGUCGCUCUCUACGCACCCCACACUAAGCCACCAGCCUGUCUCCAUCCUGCUCAGCGCCAGCGAUUAUUCCACCAUGCAUGCAUUCAAUUUGAACACACACACCAGCGCCUUUAUUGCCAUGAGCAUCACUUACCUGCUGUUCGCGCUGCACACCUUAGCCUACCACGUAGACACAUUGUCGCCCGCCACAGGUAAAAUCCCAGUAACACAUACAACCGUUAGCACACGCAAGCUGAAUCACACGGCUUUGCUGGAUAUGUCGAUCGACAUUGCGGUCGAUCCGCAAGCGAAUGUGACUGUGGUGGCGUCGACGAUGGCGACGUCGACAUUGGCAGAGUUGGCGUUGAAUUCCAGUGGAAUUGUCACCUUUGGCCCUGACAGUGGAUAUGUGUACGAAGACCGGCAAGGUCAUGUGGUGAAGCGCGAGAACAUCGAGUAUGAUUUGACCGGCUUGCGCGUGUACAAUGUGGGUGUGUUGAUGGCUUCACAUCUGGAUUCGCCCUUCGAUCUGGAGCGCUGUGGACCCGCCGUGGAUUUGGCAUUGGAUGUAAUUAAUAGGGAAUUUUUGAAGCCGCAUAAAAUCAAAUUGCGCAAAGUGCAAGCAAGUUAUCCUUCCUGUUCCGGUGCAAAAGCACCUGGUUUGGCCGCUGACAUGCAUUUUAAGGACGACGUCAUAGCUUUUAUUGGACCUGCAUGUGCAUUUGCUUUGGAGCCGGUGGCACGUCUAGCUGCCUAUUGGAAUUCUCCGAUCAUUACCGGUAUGGGUGAUCAGCCACCUUCUGAUGACGAAUUAACGGUAACAUCUGGCAUAUUAGGAAAAAUUCAUAAAUGGAAAAAUGAGAGCACGGGCAUGUUUAAAGACAAGAGUAAAUAUCCCACACUUACGCGCAUGUCUUAUUGCCAGUGCCGUCUUAAAUUGGUCUUUGCCAGUAUUUUUCGGCAAUUUAAGUGGAAACAUGUGGCAUUGAUCAUCGACCGCUCGGACCUUUUCUCCCUAACUGUAGGCAAGAAUUUGGAGUAUGGACUACGGCAAGAGGGUCUACUUAGUUUCGUACGUGAGUUGAAUGGUAAUGAGCAAGAACCGUAUGAGAAUUACUUGAAGGAUGCGAGCAUGUAUGCAAGAGUGGUCAUUUUAUCCUUACGUGGCGAGUUAGUGCGUAAAUUUAUGCUCGCCGCUUACACGCUGGGAAUGACGAAUGGCGAUUGGGUCUUUCUAGAUGUCGAAAUAUUUCAGAGUUCCUAUUGGGGUGAUCAUGACUGGGAAGCGGGCGAUGCGUUCGAUAGCCAUGCACGAAAGGCCUAUGAGGCGUUAUUACGUGUUUCGCUGUUGCAACCUACCAAUCCGGAGUAUCAAGGCUUCGCGGAUAAAGUGCGUGUUAUGGCCAAAGCUUACAACUAUUCUUUCAGCGAUGGUGAAGAGGUGAACUUUUUCAUCGGCGCAUUUUACGAUGGCGUUUACUUGCUCGGCAUGGCCUUUAAUGAAACCCUGAGCGAGGGCGGCGAUAUACGUGAUGGCAUGGCCAUAACACGACGCAUGUGGAAUCGUAAUUUUCAUGGCAUAACUGGUCAUGUACGCAUAGAUGAUAACGGUGAUCGUGAUGCUGAUUACUCCAUUUCCGAUUUAGAUCCGAUAAAUGGCAAAUUUGAGGUGGUGGCACAUUAUUAUGGACUUCAUCGCGAAUAUUCAGCCGUGGCAGGGAAGAAGAUACACUGGCCUGGUGGACGUGAAGGUCCACCGCCGGAUGUACCACGCUGUGGCUUUUUAGGCAACGCGCCGGAAUGUCAUGGCAAUGAGUUAAUCAUUAUGUAUGGAACAUUUGCAUUCGCAAUUUUCUUCGGUUUUUCCUUUCUGGUCGUUUAUCUGAUGUGCAAGCAAAUGAAACUGAAUAAUGAACUCAAUAACAUGUCUUGGCGUGUGCGUCCGGACGAGGUGCUACUUGAGGUGGGCAGACUUCAUGGCAGCAAAGUGGGUCUGCAAAAGCUUAAUGUAGAGAACUUCUCACUGCAACAAUACGACAUACAUUCCGGUCGCGCCUCCAUCGCCAGUUGCACCUCGCUACCACUGACGCAAGUUUUCACCACCAUUGGUAUCUUUAAAGGCGAGCGUGUCGCUAUCAAGAAGAUACACCGCAAAAAGGUGGACAUUACACCAACGCUCUUGUGGGAGAUCAAACAGGCGCGCGAUGUUAGUCACGAGAAUACCGUGCGUUUUGUGGGCGCCUGCAUCGACUUGCCACGUCCCACCGUGCUCAUACUAACCGAAUACUGUCCGAAAGGCAGUUUGAAGGAUGUGCUCGAAAACGAGGCAAUACAGCUGGAUUGGAACUUUCGCAUGUCACUCAUACAUGACAUCGUUAAGGGUAUGGCUUACUUACAUAACAGUGAUGUACAAGUACAUGGCAAAUUGCGCUCGUGUAAUUGUCUCAUUGAUGGACGUUUCGUGUUAAAAAUAUCAGAUUUCGGUUUGCGUUCGUUGACCACGCCGUCGGAGUUCGUGAAGGAUCAGAACUAUUUUAACAAGUUCCUCUGGAUUGCGCCCGAAUUGCUACCGCUAACUGUGCUACCCGGUAAUCCGGCCACACAGAAGGGUGAUGUCUACUCAUUUGCUAUAAUAUUGGAAGAAAUUGUCGUGCGUGGUGGGCCCUAUGAAAUGAUACGUCAAUUUAUGGAUGUGCAAACUAUAUUGAAUCGCGUUGAGGCUCAUGAAUCACCACCGUUUCGUCCCUUUGUGGGUCAACUCGAUUGUCCACCCGAUGUGCUUGAUCUGAUGGAAAAGUGUUGGGCUGAUAAUCCAGAAGACAGACCGGCAUUCGCGACAAUCCGAUCAACUGUGCGGCUAAUCAUGAAAGGCUUUUGUGAGAACCUAAUGGAUGACUUGCUGCGUCGCAUGGAACAGUAUGCCAACAACUUGGAAAGUUUGGUGGAGGAGAAGACGGAACAGCUGAGCAUGGAAAAACGCCGCACCGAAGAAUUACUGUACCAAGUACUACCGAGACCUGUGGCUACACAGUUGCUCGCCGGCGAAAUGGUACAACCAGAACAAUUCGAAUGUGUGACCAUUUACUUCAGUGACAUCGUUGGUUUCACGGCACUUUGCGCUGAAAGCGGCCCCAUGGAGGUGGUCGCCUUUCUCAACGAUCUCUAUAGUACAUUUGAUCGUAUUAUCGGUUUCUAUGACGUGUAUAAGGUCGAAACAAUUGGCGAUGCUUAUAUGGUGGUUUCCGGUCUACCUGAACGUAAUGAUGAUCAUGCACGUGAAAUUGGGCUGAUGUCACUCGCCAUCUUGGAUGCUGUCAAAUCGUUUACCAUACGUCACAAGCCGGAUUAUCAGUUGAAAAUUAGAAUCGGCAUACAUGCAGGUCCAGUUUGCGCGGGUGUUGUGGGUCAAAAGAUGCCACAUUAUUGUCUGUUCGGCGACACUGUCAAUACGGCGUCGCGCAUGGAGUCAGCAGGGUUACCGCUGAAAAUCCAUGUCUCCGCAGCGGCUAAAACAAUUUUCGACAAAUUUGGCACCUUCCAAAUGGAAUUACGCGGUGAUGUAGAAUUAAAAGGUAAGGGUACAGUGACUACUUAUUGGCUAUUGGGUUGCACCGAACCGGAUCCACGACCACCAACGCCACAAAAGACCAAUAACGGCGAGGUACCAUUCCCGAUACUCUUUCCAGCGAUUGGGAAAUAGCUUUCAGCUGCCGAAGAGCAUGAAUGUGCGAUCUCCGAAUUUUGAAAUACGCUCAAUUGUUACCUGUUCAAAGUAUGCGGUUAUACACCCAAAAUUAUAUAAACUUAAGCAGCCUGUUGUUAGAAUAUGCUUAUGUUGGAGAGUUGGUACUGCUGUGGUGUUACUCCAAAGUUAUAUUUAUUCAUUCCAGUACAAGUCUCUGUGUACCUAAAACUUUGUAUUAUUGUGUAGUGAAAUCAUACACAUACAUACAGUAUUUUAUAUUUCUACUCAUAACUGUUAAAUGUACUGUAGUGUUUGUUUGAAAGCUGCUAAGCAUUGUGCUUAUGUGGACUGAGCUUUGAAACUAUAAGAACUAGUAGUUGGUUUAUUGGAAUGCUCAUAUUAUUAUUUGUCAGAUGACGAUGGAAUACGAAGGUCUACAAAAAAGAAAGAUAUCUUUAAGCAGCGAAGUUAUAUUGAGGCAAAAAAAAUGAUUCUAUUCAUCCAAUGAGUACAAUAGAGCGCUCAAUUAGCAUAUUAUAUUUAUUAUUUAUAUAUGAGCACGAUAGUAUGGAAUUAUGCUAGUCAAUACAAAAAUAAAUGUGAAUGUAUUUAUGUAACGUCAAUGUGCUGUGAAAAAUAUACAAAUUUUAGAUAUAUGUACGAUGAUGUCAAUGUUUACACAAUUAAAUAAACGAAUAAAG
Bactrocera dorsalis (oriental fruit fly) is the source of this 4576-nucleotide messenger RNA. RefSeq names its product atrial natriuretic peptide receptor 1. The coding region runs from base 285 to 3890 and encodes 1201 amino acids. Gene Ontology annotation, molecular function: protein kinase activity; guanylate cyclase activity; ATP binding. Gene Ontology annotation, cellular component: membrane. Lineage: Eukaryota; Metazoa; Arthropoda; Insecta; Diptera; Tephritidae. The record is from RefSeq and is a predicted model, not a curated record. The transcript is spliced from 15 exons. Gene Ontology annotation, biological process: receptor guanylyl cyclase signaling pathway; intracellular signal transduction; cGMP biosynthetic process.